Molecule: messenger RNA, 2109 nt
Organism: Carassius carassius (crucian carp)
Lineage: Eukaryota; Metazoa; Chordata; Actinopteri; Cypriniformes; Cyprinidae
Product: cellular tumor antigen p53-like
Exons: 6
Coding region: 1437-1883 (148 amino acids)
Biological process (GO): protein tetramerization; regulation of transcription by RNA polymerase II; apoptotic process
Cellular component (GO): nucleus
Molecular function (GO): DNA-binding transcription factor activity, RNA polymerase II-specific; RNA polymerase II cis-regulatory region sequence-specific DNA binding
Source: RefSeq, a predicted model, not a curated record
UCCAUUAACCGAUGUUUAUGCAACUAAAACAAUUUUUUUUUCUCACAAUAAAUUAUGGCAACUGAUGUUGGUAGGUUUACAUAUAUCACAGCCAUCGCAUUAAUCAAAGGAUAUGUGUAUAUUUAGCGAAGUAGCAUGGAGAACCGCUUCUUAAACGGGUCACGACACAACUGGUAUAAAUGUAAGCUUUGACUAGAGUGGCCGCGAUCAGCUCCAUGGCUGUCUGAGCCAUAAUGCUCUGCAGAAGUGCAGUGUAGAUAAGGGGUUAUCCAAGCAUUAAUGGCAUUUUUAAAUACACCACGUAACCUGUAAAUGUGGAGAAAAAAAAAGUUUCCAUUGCAGUUUUGUGAAAUACUCCUUUUUCAGAGAGCCUGGAAAACCACCUCAUGUGAGGUGAAUUUUUAGAAGCGAAUCUAAUCAAACAAGAAUUCCUGUCAUAGGAUCAGGGAAUAAAGUCAGAGAAGAGGAGCAGCACCAGAUGCCCAAAAUCAAGUCACACAAUGCAUAGAUCCAAAGCAAAAAUUAAGCCAGCAGAAAAGAAUCUGCACACAGUUAUAUGCAGGGGUAACGCCUUAAAAAAAUAUUUUAAUGUCAGAGGCCAUUAAAACAAGUGAAAACUGCAAAACGAUUUCAAGACAAAAGCUCUUCGUCAGUGCCACAUUGAUUAGUGCACACCUGCACCGAUUAAAUCAUCAAUAUUCACCAUGGACAUCAUAAUAUGCAUGCAGACACAAAAAAGCACCAUGCAAUAUAUCAAAUUUACCUAAAGACAUUCCUAUACAUAUAUUAAUGGUAAAAAAUUAUUUAAUGCAAAAGUAUGUUUCAGUCAUAAUUUUACACAUAGAUCUUUUGUUUGUUUGUUUUUGUUUCUUAUAUACAUACUGUGGGUGACCCCAAAUAGUUGAAGAUUCAAUGCUUGGAUAGAAGGAGCCUGGUUCGACUACCAAUCUCACAGUUGAAUAUUCGCAGGGGGUUAUGAUCAUGCCAUUUUGGCUAUAUGGGGGUGAUCAAAUGAAACAAAGGAAAAGGGAAAUGACUAUGAAUGAACUGUGCCACAAAUAAACAUUUAAUAUAAGCAAAGAAAAAACUAUUUACUUGGUCAUCAUAUAAAUAAACAUUGACAUGUACUUUGUAUGACAUUUGUUUUAAAAUAAAAAUAGGUGCGUUAACAAACCAAUAUAGACCAAACAAAUUAGUUCCAGGUAUGGAAAUAUUACUCACAUAGUCCAGCAGACAUAGACCAAAUUUUUUUAAGUCCUGUCCAACCUUCUGACUAUUCAAACAACAUAGUUAGCAGUGAUAGUCAACAACUAAAUAUAUAUUUGACACCAUCUUCUCAGUGGUGUCCAAGUUGUGGAUAGAUAACUUUACUGUUUGUAAUUUUGGCUGUGUCCAUAUAGGUGGGUUCGGUGGUAACUACCAUACUACUGAAAUUUAUGUGCAACAGCAGUUGUAUGGGUGGGAUGAAUAGGAGGCCAAUUUUCACCAUACUGACCAUGGAGACAUUCGAGGUGUUGUCCAAGUUUCUGGCACCAAUUACUGUGGGCAUAGUAAGCUUGUUGACUUCAAUUCAGGAAGACAAUCUGAAAAAGAUUACUGGGGAGACAGUUACUGGGACAAAGAGAAAGCAUCAAAUUCCGGAUCCGUUAAAAGUGGUGCUCCCUGCAGCUGGACCUGAAUCCGCUGAUGAGAUUUACAUUCUUCAUAUACGUAGUAAAGAGCGUUUUGAAAUGCUAAGGACUAUUAACGCUAGUUUGGAGCUUUUGCACAUGAUGCCUGUUGCUGACCAAGAAAAAUACAGGCAAAAACGAAACACCUUAAAACUUGAUCAAGCCAGUUUGCAGCCAAAGAGUGGCAAAAAACAUCUAAAAGAUUCAAACUAAAACAGCUUUUCAUUUUGUUACUUUUUCUAUACACAAAAAUCAGUCUAAUUUUAGCUUUUCUGAUGAUCGUUGUGUAACCUGUGAGUUCAAGGUCUUGUAUAUUGCCAACCAAAAUGUCUUCCAAUUUCUUUUUUCUUUUUUUUCCAAUAUUUUUCUUUCUUUCUAAUUAUUGAAAUAAAAUGUUUUGGAAUGUAACAUUUCUCUCUAUAUUUUUUGAUACACUCAU